This is a messenger RNA of Centruroides sculpturatus (bark scorpion), 795 nucleotides long. Its product is annotated as protein BLOM7-like. Gene Ontology annotation, molecular function: RNA binding. Gene Ontology annotation, cellular component: nucleus. The coding region runs from base 42 to 377 and encodes 111 amino acids. NCBI's taxonomy places the organism in Eukaryota, Metazoa, Arthropoda, Arachnida, Scorpiones, Buthidae. The transcript has 4 exons. The record is from RefSeq and is a predicted model, not a curated record.
GCCUCUCUUCGUGCAAGAUAAAGUGUUUAUCGGAUUAGAGAAUGCCCCAUCCAAUUAUCCGGUACGAGAGAAAGUUUUGGGACCAGGGGACUGAAAGUGGAGCCAAUGUAACAUUGCGUGGAAAAGGGUCAGGAUAUAUCGAACCGACGUCAGGAAGGGAGGCGUUCGAACCUCUUCACAUUCAUUUAACGCAUCCUAAAACAGAAGGAUUACAAGCUGCUAAAACACUUGCUUUAAAUCUAGUUGAAACAAUUUAUACAGAGUUUGUUCAGUGGCAACAACAGCAGCAGCAACAGCAAGUAGCUGCUCAGUCUUUAACACAACCUGCAAUUGGUUAUCAAAGUAAGUUGUAUGAAUUUGAUUACAAAUAUUAUUAAUUAAAAAUGAAACACUUAACUUAUUUAAAUUAAUAUUCUUAAUAUUUACUUUAAAUAAAUAAUUUACAUAUUUAAAAACUAAUCCAGAAUUAUCAUAUAUGCCGGCAUAUAUGUUGACUUUCUAAGCUUGAAAAAUCAUUCCAACAUUAGGGAUUAGCUUAUAUGAUGGGUAUAAAAUGUAGAUCUUUACCACAGAAUGGUAAACAAGUAAAACAGAGUUACUAACAAUUGCUGUGCAUCACUUAUGUAAUUACAGCAGGCUACCACAUAUAUUUCUUAAUAAUACUUGUAUUUGAUGAACUUACUUAAAUUGUAGAAAUAAACACUGUAUCACAAGUUGUUUCCAACAAUUGAUGUACUGUAUACUACUGAUGCAAAUGAAGAGCACAUAAAAAGAAAUACUACCAUGUUAUAUCAU